This is a messenger RNA of Polistes canadensis, 948 nucleotides long. RefSeq names its product suppressor of lurcher protein 1-like. The coding region runs from base 1 to 948 and encodes 315 amino acids. Lineage: Eukaryota; Metazoa; Arthropoda; Insecta; Hymenoptera; Vespidae. The record is from RefSeq and is a predicted model, not a curated record. Gene Ontology annotation, cellular component: plasma membrane. The transcript has 5 exons.
AUGAGGUUGCUUAAAUCUACGGAGUUGAGACAGGACUUACCGGCAAGACGCAAGCCGCAAAUGGCGUUCAAAUUAAUUUCAACGAAGUUUGUCGCAUCCUCCUGCGACGUGGUGUUCAACAGUGAUUUGACAAAAACUGGAGUAGUUACGUCACCAGGAUACCCAAAUACUUAUCCAUCGAGGACACAUUGUAGAUACGAUUUUCAAGGUAGAGGAAAGGAACGCGUUCAAGUGAUCUUUCAAGAUUUUAAUCUUUAUCAUACUGCUGGCGAUGCGGACGAUUGCAAGGGAGUCGAUUCGUUGGCAGCGUACGUGCAAAUAGAUGGGAAAAUGGAUAAAAUCGACUCGUUUUGCGGUGAAUCGUUACCACGGCCGAUCAUGAGCAAUGGACCACGACUUUUCCUCGAAUUUCAUGGUGUUACGUCAUCGCGUUAUUCGAGAGGCUUCAAAGCAACUUACUCCUUUAAGGAAAAUUUUGGUAUAACGACGGGUCGACAAGAGGCUAAAUACCCGUGUGCCUUUGUUUUCAACAGCAACGAGACUCGUAAUGGUACAUUUGCAUCACCUAAUUAUCCAGGAUUAUAUCCACGUGAUACAGAAUGUCACUACUUUUUCAAUGGCCAACUGAACGAACGUGUACAUCUUCAUUUUCAUUUCUUCGACGUCGAAGGAGUUUUACCAUGCGAAGCAUUGACGGCCAGCGAUUUUGUCGAAUUUUCCAAUUACAUGGCGAAAGAUCGAAAAUAUUCAAGACAUUGCGGUCAAAUGAAAGAAUUCGACGUUGACAGCGACAGAAAAUUCUUUCGUGUAACAUUUAAAAGUAAUGACCGAUUGGAUGGCACGGGGUUUAAUGCAAGUUACGUAUUCUUGGACGAGGAAGAAAAUUAUACGGUCAAAGCACCAACGAACGAAGCCAUACUCAUUCGAUGUAAGAAAUUUUUAUUUUAA